CAAAAAGUAAACAACAGAAAACAGAACAUACAGAUUACAAUUCGUCGUAGCAAAUUUGUUUUUCGGCAUACAAUUAAAACAAAAUUAACAGAAUGUGCAUUAAAUUAGACACGAAGACAGCCAAUUGACUACGAAGCCCUUUGACGUUUGCGUGUGUGCGUUGAAUGCACCCCCGUAAAUCUGCACAAUGUUCAAGCUCGAGUCCUACAUUACGCCAAUUCUACUGAAUUACGUGGCGAAAUAUGUGAAAAAUAUUCGCGAUGAGGAUGCGCAGGUGUCGCUGUGGGAGGGCGAGGUGACCUUCCAGAAUCUGGACAUGCGGCUCGACGUUCUUGAGGAGGAACUAAAUCUUCCCGUUGAACUAGUGUCGGGCCACAUACACGAGCUGAGCAUACUGGUACCAUGGACUAAGUUGAUGUCCGAGCCCGUGAGCAUUGUAAUUAACACAAUUGAGUUUGUGGCUAAGCUACCCGACGAGGAUCGAAAGGAACGGCGUGCAAUGAACAUGCGUGAGCGACGGCGCCGAUCCAAGCGACUGUCCGAGCUUCCCGAAGAGCAGCAGGCUGGCGGUACUGGGUCGGGCGUGGUUAACAAGAUAAUUAACAACAUAACGCUACAGUGCAAUAACAUCAUACUGAAGUAUGUAGAGGACGACAUUGUGGUUUCAAUGAAUGUGCAAUGCCUUAGCUUUAAUUCCGCUGACGAAAACUGGAAUGCGGCCAUGGUGGAUGUAAACCCCCUAAAUGUAUUUAUCCGCAAGAUCUUAGAAAUAUCGGACUUGACCAUAUGUCUGGACAGACGAAAUACGGCUGGUCGUAUUGAGGUGUGCCAGGAGCCGGUGCUUUAUCGAUGUACCCUGCAGUGCCGCGUAUUACGCAAAUAUAACACCACCACUAUGAAUACAUCAAGCACCACGCGAAUUGGAGUAUUCACAAAGUCAUUGGACUUUAAUGUGUCGUCGCUUCAAUUCCCAAUGGUCGUGCGCCUGAUAAAAAUGUUGUUGGAACUGAAGCCGGCCGAUAUGGAAGACGACACGAUAAGUUUCGAUGAAAGAAACGAGCCGGCCGUGGAAGAAGUGCCCCAAGAAGAAGCUCAAAGACAAGGCAACAUGUUUAGUUGGGCGUGGAAUCUACUGCCAAGUUUCGAGGCACCUCCGCCACUUCCUAGCACGCAGGAGCAGUUUGGUCACGCAUUUGACAUUGGCAUCUAUGCAGAAGAGCUUAAUUUUCAGCUGAAAAACUCUGAAUACGUUACCGACCAGACCAUGGGCGGCAUUAAGCGCAUACGCUAUACGCCCAUAUUGCGAAUAAGUCUUGGUGGUAUCUACUACGAGCGCUCUCAGCUCAAAGAAACGGAUUGGACCAAUGUGAAGGCGGGCCUGUCGAGUGUUUGCAUGGAACCUCUGGGCGUGUAUCGUAGUGAGGAUCCCAAGGACCGGACGUUGGUCAACACGGCAGAGUUCCAAAAUGACCGCUCCUUUAUCGACAAAAGUCUCUUUGAUGAAAACUACAAAUUUUCGGAUAACACAUGGUGUACCACGAACUACGAUGAUUACUUUGCCCGCCAUACAGAUGAAUAUAUGCUAUUUCGCAGUCCUGUGCUCGCCUUUGACAUUGUCGAAUAUCGUGUGGCUUCAACAAACAAACAAUCCAGCUCGGCGAUUGGGCAACUGAAAGACUUCGGCUUGCGAGCCCAGUAUCGCUUGCUAUCUGCUGGCAUCACCUUUCAUUUCUCACAGUCGUUCCUUCAGGUUAAAAAUGUCAUUAGCGAUUUAUUACGACCUUACGAUUACCCAGGAUAUCAUGCAGAAAACGUAAGCGAUCAGGAAAAGGCGGAGACAGACCAUUCACAGCAAAUGCUAUCAAAUCCACUAACGUAUGCGGACAUGGAAAAAUUGAAGAGCUACCUACCGACCUGCAACUACCGAUUCGAGCUCCGCAACAUGACCGUGCAGUUCUAUCCGCGCCUACAGAUGGAUGACACGACUGGAGUGAAUCAAUAUCGCCUCUCGACUACAAUCAAGCAGUCACUGCUCCCCUAUCUUCAGUUGAAGUUGCCCCUCGCCGAGGGGACUCUGUGCGGUCCAGUGAAUGCACAGCGACUGGUGCAAAUGGUUCUACAGGUUCAGGACAGACCGCGUGAGUUAAUCGACACGUGCUACAACUACUUCAAGUUCAAUGUAAAAAAUCUAACAUUCCUGGUGCAAAACACCACGCCUGAAAGGGGCAAGGCAAAGUUGCUGAAUAUACCGCGCAUGCAAGUUAACUUCUACAAGUUGUUGCUGCCACACCUGUGGACACCAAAUGAGACGGCGCUGGAAAUCGCCGAGAUACAGUCCGAAAUUCUAAACAUAGAGUUCUCCAAGCGCGAGCUCAUUCUGGUCACGCGCCUGAUUCCACUCAUCCUCGGCUAUAAUAGUGCAGAGCUGACUGCAUUGGCAAAGUUGGUGGCGCAAGCCACAAUCUCCUCUGAUGUAAUCAAACUGCAGACGCUGGCAUCGAAGCUGAAACUAAACUACCGCAAGUAUAACACACAUUAUUCCGGGCUCCUAUCGUUACGGAGCAUAAACACGGACACCCAUCACACAAUGAUGAAUAUGCGUAAUGUGGUUCUGUCGACAACGAAAGGCAGUCAGAAAAAGUGGUUAGAGAUGCAGCUGCAAAUCCCGAUUGGUGAGCAAACGCUGCCAAUUGCUGAACAGCCGGCCACUGUGAUUGCCUUCUGGAUUGAACCGGUACGCCUAACAUUCGACAUUUAUCUGCUGCAGUUUCUGAACUUUCGUGAAAAAAGUGAAAAUUCGGUGGAAAAAGAAUUGGAUCCAGACUUGGAGUCAUUGUCGCAGUCGGAGCGCCUACCGUCGAUAUCGGCUCAGUCUAUUGUCACGACACUCACGCAAUCGCAACUGCCGUCAGGACAGUUUACUAGUCGGCGAACCAGUCGGAAUAGUCGCAAGGUUUCAGUCCCCGAGGAGACUGUACAUUUGAGUUCUGAGCGCGAUGAGAAGGUGUACUUUGAAGUCAAAACCGUUACGCCUCAAAAAGAGGUGGAGGCAGAUAAUUUUGAUAGUCGAAAACUGUUGUAUCGAUUGUGUACCAUGAUAAUACUGAUAGAAAUGGCUCAGGUGAGGAUUGAUGUCUGCGAGAUCAUGAAUCGAAAAUUAACGCAGGAAACUACUGUUGAAUACACGUCGAUUCGAUUGCCGCAAGUUAAAGUAAAGUCGCGUAACAGCGAAGCCAUUAGCCGCGCAAAUUUACGCACCGUCAUAAAAUUGGAUGCCAACGUGAGCACAUAUAACUGGAUCAUCGAGUUAACCAAUUUAAGCGUGCAUUACCGCAAGGGUCCUGUGUCCGAAGAGAUUCUGGCACCUGUCCGUACAACUAUAACAGUGGCUUUGUCUCGCAAGCUGCCCGAGAAGCAGAAUAUAGUUGAGCAACGAGACUUUCUGGAAGAAGAGAAUAAACCGUCCGAUAUUAAUAUAUUCAACCAAGUCGACUCUGCACCAAAGAAAGUGGACUGGUUAGAUGAUGAACACAAAAGACUGGACGAACAGGAAGAAAUUGAGCGACAAAUGAAGGGUGUUUACUCCUUCAAUGUGCAUAUAGACAUGUCGGCUAUCGGCAUCAUUUGCCAGAGGAUCAAAUUACUGCACGAACACUAUCAGAUACUCUCGAAUAUUUGUCAAUCAAUGCGUCUUAGGGAAGUUAACGAAACUGAGUCACGCACCGUAGAACCAAAGCUGGAAAUAUACACGGGUAGCGCCCAAAAUUAUCCAUCGAUCAAAGAGUUUCUGGAUUUAGACCCGAAUUUCGAGCCUCCAAACCGGGAAUAUGUACUGGAACCUGACGUUAUAGUGAAUAUUUUCUGCCAAUGGACGAUUCCACGCAUAACAUUCGUCCUGGAAAGCUAUGCGGACCACAAGCUGCGAAAGAUCGUGCUGAGUAUCGAGGAUUUGUUGCUCAAUGUUGACAAGCAUGCGGAUUUCACAAAAAUUACCACCAAAGUGGAGAACGUGAACCUCGACUAUUUUGAAGCAACGCUGCAAAGCGAGUGGAAGCAGAUGGACGGGUUGCGCAUAAAAAUGCUUGGGGAUAGCAGCAACAUGCCGCUGCUUAGCGUGGUUGUCACCACAGUAAACCUACAGGAUCUGUACACCAAGAUCGGCGCCCGCAAUCCACACAAUAAGAAGCACACAAUAUCCGAACUGCUCAUAGAAUUGCAGCCUAUCGAGAUCGUUGUGGAUUUGGAUCAAAUCACCGAAUUUUUAGUGCCGCUGUGCGAGGUGCUUGAAAUUAUGAGCAGCUAUAACGAAAAAAAGAUCGUGGCCCGCACCCCACCCCCUAGCAUCAAAACCGCCCAAGAUCUCCCGAUGGUGCAUUUGACGAGCAAGGGAAUCUAUGUAUACGUGCCGCUGCAGACCGAAAAAAAGUGUUGCAGUGUGCUGCUUCUGCGGAUCGAGAGCAUUAAUCUAACGCCGAACUUGGAGAAUCCUCUUGUGCGACAACCCAUACGCCAAGAUAUCUACCAUAAGGCCGCCGAGCUCAAUAUACUGGGAACGCCAGGCUCACUGGUCGAGGAUCGCCAGUACGAGCUAAGUAUACGAAAAAUUUCGCUGUCUUCUGGAAACUGGACGCAAACACAAAAGUACCGCAUGGAGGCUUUGGACAGCCCACAUACCAAUCCUGCUUUUGAGUGGAACAACCAGAAGCGCCGAACAGAAUUGGAGCACAUGGAUAUUUUCCAUGAUUUCGAUUUCAUCUCCAUCUAUGCACCGGCCAUUACAUAUGAGAAUUUACUUGUCUGCGGGCAGAAUGUGGAAUAUAACUGUGUAACCGAUUUUGUCGCGACAUUAUGCACGCACCAGAUUAACUUGAUAUCCUGCAUCCUUUUGCGACUACAGCGGCUUUCCAGCAUUGUAAAUCGUGUUUGUACAAGAGGUGAGCCCCGCAAUAUCCACACUCAAUUACCAGUUUAUGACAUGAGCAGUCGUUCAUGGGAUAGUUUAUCAGUUAAUACGGCACUAACGGCUCAAAACAGCACGGAAAGGAUUUCGGUGAGAUCUGAAAAUGUAAACAAAAUAAAGCGUGCUUCGCAAAAUCCUGGCGUACAGACGUAUCUCAGCUACAGAAAUAGUCGAGCACAUCGUCCCUCUUUCUUCGAUGCCAAGAGUUCUAGUGACACAUUCCUGGGGUCUUGCCAGAGUGAUUCGGGUAUUUACGUGAACAAAAUUGUUAUAACGCCUGAAACGUUGCGCUCUUCUGCUAGUGAAUCCCUACAACAGCAGCGAUCAUGGCAUCGUUAUCCGCAGACCGUGUCCUUUGUUGCCGGCAUAUUUGUAUUAAAAGUCUAUGAUGUGAUCGAGUUGCCUGAUAUACCGCAGCCGAUCCUAAAACCGCUCAUUCUUCUUACUGUAUCGCAGCCGAGCUUCAUGACCACGCAAAAUCUGCGUGAAUCCAUAACCCAAGCCUCGAUCUUCAAUUUUAAUGUGCAUGUGGCCUGUCCAGGUGAGCCGCCCCCUGGCACAAGCGACCCGCACCACAAACAAUUCAACGAGGUGAUCUUCGAUACGUUGCCGGGAAACACUGGCAGUUCAGGAAUUCCACCGCCCCUCUUGAUUAUAAAAUCGCAACUGGAUCGUGCGCAGCAGCUGGAAGUGGAUGUGGAGCUGCGUAAGCCUAUCGUGUUGCGUCUGUGCGAAAAUAGUAUCAAGCAAUUAGCCAGUGAUCUGAUUCGUAUAUAUUCCGUACUAAACGAAAGUCCAUGUUUUUCGGUGCGUAGUGAGUUACCCGUGGUGCGUACCACGCCGAUGCGCCAAUUAAAGCUGCAAUGCUACGACGCAGACCGACUGCACUUGGCCUGUGACCUGGUUACUAUAAAGUUCUACGAUAAGAUGCACUCCUAUACCUGCACUGCUGUUUGUAUGGACUUCAGUGCUCGCGUUAAGUUCAGUUCGCGACCCCAAAAAGCUGCGGUGAAAUCGGCGCUGGGGACUUUCUAUCUCCAGGCUGGCGAGAAAAUUCUACUGCAUCCAUUGUUAAUGCGUUUAUCCGCCGAUUUGCGCAGUGAACCCUGGUGCCCUGAUCAGUUGCUUAUUGGUGCCACCCUAAAAUUGAAUCUAUUGCAUAUAGAUGCUAGCAUACUUAACAUUCUGGAGCUGCGACAGGCGUACGCAGGCCUCACCAGGAUUAGGGAACACGUCGCCCUGGAGUGGCAGACAUUUUUGCAACAACGACCAAUGCUAGGCGAACCAACAAAUAUAGUUCCUGGCUCGGUGCUGCUGUACACGCCUACCUUCGACCGCAUUGUGCAUUCUAAGACGAGUCCGGAGCCAAAGACCGAAUUCUAUCAAGAUGAUCUCAGGGCGGGUGCUUUUCAAUUUGUCUACUUGAACACGGACGCGGUGUUGCCGAUGCCCUACCAAGUGCAAAUCAUUAAGAAGAAUUACGGGAUCAUAUGCUGGCGCUACCCUCAGCCUCGCCAGAUGAGUGGCAUACACAUUUAUCCAGUUCCCAUGCCCGUCAAUAAUCCCAUUCACAUAAAAUGCCGCAUGGAGUAUUUUAGCGAGACUCACGAAACCUUUUUACACUACUGCGAUUUUGAGCUCUCCGAAACAACAAGUAAAGAAAUACAGCCUCCCGAACGCCACAUUUGUGCAAACAUUUGGCGCGUGGUCAUCAUGCAGUCGCUCAUAUCGGUGGACGGAACAUGCUUUGAAACGGAUGAGGACGAAGACCUGCAAUCAAUUGAUAGCAGCAGGAUACAGCAAGACUUCAAAGGCGACGCAGAUAACGAUUUCAUUCUCCACCCCAAAGUCCUAGUUGGCUGCAUGCGCAUCGAUACAACAUUCAAUGCACAAUUUGUGCCCAAGGUUCAGCUCUUAUUGAGCUGUAAAAAUAUCGAACUUAAUUUCCUCAACCAGCCGGAUGCAUACAACGAGCUGCCCCCGCUGUUAAAGAAGUACAACCUUAAGCGAACCACCACAAUAAGCCAAACAUUCGCGACAUUGGAUGUCCAGGACUUACAUCUGUAUGCAGUCAUCCAUCAGUAUAACGACUUUAGUGUGGAAACGGACUUCCGAAGUCGAGUUAAGUGCCUGGACUAUGGAUUUAUUAAUAUGAUCGAUAUUGUGGAGCCGAUAUCAUUCCAAAGUUAUUUCCGAUUCAACGGUGGGCAACGUUUGCUGCUCGCCAACUUUUUAAUCGACAAGCUUCGUCUUAAUUGCGGCCCCUGCGUCAUCCACACGCUGCUCUCGUCUAAACAGCAUUGGCAGGAGCUGCUGGAGCAGCGCUCCGCCUUGCACACCCUUAUGCCUAAAUGUGUUGUGGUUAAUCGCAUGCACGCGCGUUUUAGCUUUGGUCAAACGGACACGGGAGAACGCAUUUUCGUAGAGCCCCAUGAGCUCCAGCUGUAUCACUUUCGCAGCGACUAUCAUAGUCAGGAGUUGACCUUCUUUAUUGAAAAUCCAACAACUCAGCAAAUCGAGUCAAGCGAUUCUGUGCACAUUGCCCUCAAAUUUGACGAUGAACACACAGUGAAACAUUUGCGCGUGGGCAAGCGCUGUAUAACUAUAAAAGUUGGCAAACUAUCAGCCACUCAGGUGUACAUACUUGUCAAAGGCCAGAUAGAACUAAUGAGCAUGGUGCCGUAUGAGCUUAUUGCCGAAUUUCGGCGCGAGGGCAAGAACUACGAUGAACAAAAUCUGUUGGAACAUGUGCUGGUUGCAAAAGGACGUGCAUCCUUCUAUCACACGGUAGUGCGCAACGCUGACAUAAAUAUGCGUCUUAAGCUAAGCAUGGGCCGUGGAAAAGGACGCACCGGGGACAUCCCACUCAAGCCCAACAAUAGUCUGCCAUGGUUGGUAAAGGUGCCAACUCAGUCGCCUCAGCAGUUCAUCAGCUUGUGGAUACGAAUUUUGCGUGAAGACAUUGUGCUGGAUAAUGUGGGGGAUGACUUUUAUCCACAGAAGAUUCUAGUUAGCAUAUGGCCUAUAUUCGAAAUCUGUAAUAUGCUAAGCUGCGAUCUGAUGGCCACGGAAAGCAGCACAGAAGAGCGAUUCAAAAUAGCAAGCGAGGGCGGACGAAUGCCCCUCAACACACCUACCACUCACGUCACGGAACAUAAGGUUUCUUUCGAAAUUCCAGCUGAGCUCGGAUCUGCCUCCCAAAGCGAUUACACCUUUAUGCUAAAGGCCAUGGACUGGCAAAAGUUCUUCCACUACGAUCAUGACGAGUGGACUAUUGAAACAACGCUGCAAAAUCUGCGAAAAGCUCUAAAGCCAAAGUGGCCGAUGAAUGAUCAGGAAGAGUUACGCGUCCGACGCUGCACAAUGCAACAGAAUACUUUCGAUAUCAUCUAUAAGGCGCAGGCCACGCGAGAGUUCUCCUGCACCUUAGGACUGAGUGUUGCCGCAUGGGGUAUGUUUAUUAAUGCCACAGGGCUUGAGGUCAGUAUAUUUCAGGCCAAGACGCGGUCACGGUGCUCCCUGAAGGCUAACUGCCUUGAAAUGAUGCCGAUGCUAACUGGCCUGUUCAGCGUAGAUAUACCCUACGGGACUAGCUGGAUAGCCUCGAACUCUGUGUGCUUGGACGAGCUCACAGACACGGUCGGUAACUCUCGCUACACUGUCCUGCGUGCCAACUCCUUCAUUGAUAUUGUGGUGGUUCGAAACGAGGAUGUUCUAAGAUUUUUGCUUGAGUAUAAGAUCGAAGAUGGAUGCCGUGUGUUCAAACUGCGGCCCAAGUUUGUUGUGACAAACUUCACGAAUGUGGUACUUCACGCACUGCCACUGACUAUGGAUCACAAGGAAACGUCAAGUCGCGAGGAUGUGCAUGCGUUGGAUAUGGCCAAAAAGAACCGCAACCUUAUCUCAGUAGAAAAGUCGCAACAAUGCAUUGGCAUGACAAUGGAUGUAUUUUAUGAUCUGAAUGCCCGAAAAGCAAAGCAUACAAGUGACACGGCUUUUGUAUACUUCGUCUGUUUUGCCGUCGCUGGCAACUGGGAUAUAUCUAUACCUAUACCAUUGGCUAUACCAUUUGCGCGUCGCUGCUUCAGCCUACAGGAUGGCAAGGAAUCCAUACCAUUGGUGGUGACGCUGAUCGAGAAGGACAAUGUCUACUACUUAAACGUUUUUCGUGAUACGGCGCCCGCUAUUAUCAUUUCAAAUCAUACGAAUGUCAAAUUUAUUGUCGCCCAGACGACCGCCUCGGGAAAUAGUAAUGUGACCAGCACAAAUGCGGAGUUUGCGGGCAAGCACUUUGAGUGGAACCAACUGGUGUCGCCGCGCAGCAAAUGUUAUUACACACCACCACAAAUGUAUUCCAAUUUUCCGGACGUCGAGUUCACCAUCUGCAAUCUAUCUCUUGCAGUUUACAAUGAAAAAGGAGCAGGGGGCAAAAAGAAGAUAGGCUGGUCAAAGCCUAUACGCACCGACAAGUCGUGGAAGAAGUUCCUGCACGUGCCAAACCACGGCGAUGUUAAAGUCGUUGUCUGUGAUAAGCAUCGCGUAAUACGCGUGACUAUUUACUACAUAUCAGAGCAAAUGGAGUUUUCCGUUAAGGAUCUGCGGUCCAGACUGAAUCAGUCCGAUGCGGUACGGGCGACGAUGCCGGAGCAGCUGACUGAAAAAUCGGCCCAUAAUUCUCCGACCAAACCCGCCUCACCGACUCCCACCAAGGAGCAAAUCACUUGCGCCCACUUCGACGAUUCAUGCGAAAUAAAGCAUCGAAUGAAGAUACGGCUGUUUAUUAAAAAGUUUGUCUUUAGCCUGCAAACAGACGGCCGUGAGCGCGAUUACCUUAAGACAGAAGUGUGCAAUGUCUACACAGACGACAUGAUGGUUGCCUACAACGAUGAUGACGAUGAGCGAGUGCUGCGCCUCCAGAUACCCAAUCUGCAGGUGGACAAUCAGUUGUACUCCAACGGGAAAUUUGAUUUUCCGGUGCUGCUGUGCUCAGAGCAAAUGUAUAGACGCAGCACCUGUUUGCCACCAGUAUAUGAUUUGGACGCUAUCUAUCAUCAGCAGACCGAGCGCGGACCCAUUGCGCUGUUCACGUUCAUUUUCUAUCAGGACGAGUUGCAGUUAAACGCCGUGUGCUGUAAUUUCCACCCGUUUCGCGUGUAUAUUGAAGAUGCCUACUUGAAUCAGUUAUUGGAAACAUUGGUAGAAUGUGAGCCAUCGAAUUGCGUGCACACCCCAAGUGUGGAGCGCGACCGCAUCCAACUCUCUGAAGGUCAGACAUUGCUACCUUUAGAGGUGGUUGCCCAGGCGCGGUACAUAGCCGAACCCUUGCGCCUUAACAACUUUUGUGUGGAACCUUUAAGCCUAUUGCUUUCGGUGCAUACUUCGUCGCGACUGUAUAUUGCGCUGGACCACUCCCCACUCUCGUUUUCACGCUAUGAGCGUCAGCAGAUACUCACAGUGCCGCUGCGCUUUGGUCAAUCGCUUGGGUUGCAUUACCUGUCGGGUGCAAUUUUCGGUGCGGGCUGGGUUGUGGGCUCGCUGGAGAUUCUCGGUAGUCCCAGCGGACUCGCUCGCUCCUUCACCACGGGCCUACGCGACUUCGUCUCCAUGCCAGUACAGGGCCUGUUUCGCGGACCGUGGGGCUUCUUUGUGGGUAUCACCCAGGGAUCCGCUUCGCUGCUACGCAAUGUUACAGCUGGCACUGUCAAUUCGGUGACCAAACUUGCUGGAUCAGUGGCGCGAAACUUGGACCGCCUUACGCUAGACGCUGAGCAUAUUGAGUUGACGGAGGCACGUCGACGUGCGCGGCCGCAGGGCUUUGCUGAUGGUCUCACACAAGGCAUGACCGGCCUGGGCAUCAGUUUACUUGGAGCUGUGGGUGGCUUGGCGCAUCACACUCUCGAGGCACGCUCCUCGGUGGGUGUUAUCGCCGGCUUAACUAAAGGCAUUGUAGGUGCGCUGACUAAACCAAUUAGCGGUGCGGCAGAAAUGCUGGCGCUAACCGGGCAGGGAGUACUGCAUACAGUGGGAUUCAACACUAUGCCGCAGCAGGUGGAGCCCAGCGUGACACGCAAUGUAGCUCUACAUCGUGGCUCGUACUGCAUCUGGCGCUUUUUGCCGGAAGAGCUAAGUCGCGAUCAAAUACUGUUUUUCUAUGAGAUCACUCUCCUGGUUCACGACCAAUUGCGCCCGGCAUUGCUAUUUUUGACCUCAUCGGUACUAGCCAUUAUGGAGGCGGGUAACGAUGAUCUGACAUUUGUAUCGCCAGUAUCCAAGGUGGAGGUGGCAGCAGAUCGUGACGAUCCCACCAAAUUUUUCUUAAAUCUUAAGCCAGACGACGUGGAUGACAUUGAAGGGCAAAUGAGCUUUACGAACGAGCGCAUCAUGAAGUUUCUGAAUAGCUCACGGAUGCUAGAAAUCACGGCAGAUUCACUGAACGAUCUGUUGCACGUGCACGACGACCAUAUCGAGCAGCGGCAAACGCAGUGUGUCUUCUUCAUAAAGCAGAAUGUGGGCGAACACUUGGUGCACUACUUGAAGGUCAUUAGCAGGACUACAGUCCAUACUUUUGACAUUCAUUAGUUAUAUUGGAAGGUCCUCGUGUCGUGUUGUACAAUGGUUAUCUUAAGGAGCUUUGCGUCUUGUGCAAAAGCCAGUCCUUUUCUGGCAUCUGACUGAAAAUUUUUAAAUAAAAAAGACACUUCAAUUGAAGACCUCUCUGGCUGUCAUAUCACAAUAAUCAUUCGCACCUCCGAUUUGGCUUCAGUUCAGCUGGACAAAAAACAAAAAAAAAAAUUACGCCAAGUAUUUUGUGAGAGUAUAUACAUAAAACAUGUAUUAUAUGUAUUUGAAAAAACGGAAAAAUUAAUUUUGAAAACUAAAGUUGUAAUCCACUGAGCUGACAAAUAAAUGGAGCAAAUUUUCUAUGAA
Molecule: messenger RNA, 11887 nt
Organism: Scaptodrosophila lebanonensis
Lineage: Eukaryota; Metazoa; Arthropoda; Insecta; Diptera; Drosophilidae
Gene: Vps13B
Product: vacuolar protein sorting-associated protein 13B
Exons: 15
Coding region: 188-11539 (3783 amino acids)
Source: RefSeq, a predicted model, not a curated record